CACAGCAACACAGGAUCAGGCCCUGCGGACCCUGCACCUGCCUGGAAGCAAGAUGUGUCUUCAACAGUUGAUCAUCUCCUGGUUUUCCCUGGUGUUCCUGGCAUCUCCCCUCCUGGCCAUAUGGGAACUGGAAAAAGAUGUUUACGUGGUGGAGCUGGACUGGCACCCUGACGCCCCCGGAGAGGUGGUGGUCCUCACCUGCAGCACCCCUGAGGAAGAUGGCAUCACCUGGACGUCGGAACAGAGCGGUGAGGUCUUAGGCUCCGGCAAGACCCUGACCAUCCAAGUCAAAGAGUUUGCAGACGCUGGCCAGUACACCUGUCAGAAAGGUGCUGAGGUGCUGAACCACUCGCUCUUGCUGCUUCACAAAAAGGAAGAGGGGAUUUGGUCCACGGAUAUUUUAAAGGACCAGAAAGACCCCAAAAGUAAGACCUUUCUAAAAUGUGAGGCAAAGAAUUAUUCUGGACAUUUCACCUGCUGGUGGCUGACAGCAAUCAGUACUGAUCUGAAAUUCAGUGUAAAAAGCAGCAGAGGCUCUUCUGACCCCCAAGGGGUGACAUGUGGAGCAGCAACACUCUCUGAGGAGAGGGUCCGAGUGGACCACAGGGAGUAUCAGAAGUACACAGUGGAGUGUCAGGAGGACACUGCUUGCCCGGCCGCUGAAGAGAGCCUGCCUAUCGAGGUUGUGGUGGACGCCGUUCACAAGCUCAAGUAUGAAAACUACACCAGCAGCUUCUUCAUCAGGGACAUCAUCAAACCUGAUGAGCCCAAGAACCUGCAGCUGAAGCCUUUAAAUUCUUCUCAUGUGGAGGUCAGCUGGGAGUACCCCGACACCUGGAGCACUCCACAUUCCUACUACUCCCUGACGUUCUGUGUUCAAGCGCAGGGCAAGAGCAAGAGAGAGAAGAAAGGGAAACACUGCGUGGACAAAACCUCAGCCGAGGUCACCUGCCACAGAGACGCCAAGAUCCGGGUGCAAGCCCGGGACCGCUACUACAGCUCGUCCUGGAGCGAGUGGGCAUCUGUGUCCUGCAGCUAGGUUCCAAUUCCAGGAUGAAACCUUGGAGGAAAAGUGGAAGAUAUCAGGCAGAAUUUUGAAAGGCAUGAUGGAACAGACACAAAAAGAUAUUUUCUACCCAGUUUGCUUUUUUGUUAAAAUCAUAAUGGUGUCUUUGCUAUAUUUUUAUAUGUAAAUGCUAAUGCCCACUGAAAGAAACAAUUUAUUUAUGGGUUUACCAGCUAUCAGGUUGCCACUGGCCUUAAUGCUAUUGUCCAUAUUUAAAUAAUUUAUGUAUUUAUUAAUUUAUUACUGUUAUUUAACAUUUUUGUGCCAAGAUGUAUGUUUCUGGUGACCUGAUCCAUAAGGAAUGUGCCCUACCAUGCAAAAUGUGUAUUGAAGUGUUAUUUAUACCCACAACUUUUCAAAUGAGGCUGAGAGUGCAUUGGUUUUAAUGGCAGCAAGUCAGUACAUGAUGUUCUGAUGCAAGCGUAAUAAUAUAUUUACAAUGGAUGAGAACACAAGAGAUAUUUAAAUGUAGACAUUGAGACAGGAACCUGUUUGAAGAGGUCCUAGAGAAGAAGAUAUUAGUUCUCAUAUCCAUGAAGAAGACUUCCGUUUAAGUGGUGUUGAUAAAGCAAUUCAGUGUCACCUGCUCUUCAAGCAAGUUUAGCCUUUGGAUGCUUGAAUUUAGAAAGGACCAAAAAGAAGAUUGAAAUUGGAAUUGUCAGCCUCGUUGGCAGUUCCCAUCACCAUAUAUCUGCAAGACACGGACAGGUGACACAGAGACCUCCCAAGUGUCUGGAAACUAAAAAGAUCCUGUGAUUCAAGAGGGAGGACAAGUGUAGCUAUGGCCAAGGACAUAAAAUUGUCAGAAUUGCAAGUUGCUUCUUAAUAGCCACUUGAAAAAGCAGUCAGAGAUGCCGAGAAAGUGAUGAAGAAUUGUUUACUUAUCAGCCUCAGGGAAACUGACAUGUGGGUAUGACCAAGAAAGUAUCAAUUAAGGUGCUACUUUAAGAUAACAAAAGUGUUUCUGUGAAGUGAUUGCAUUUGUUUUCUAUUUAUUUAUUUAUUUUUACAUUCUGAGGCUAAACUAAU
Messenger RNA from Choloepus didactylus (southern two-toed sloth), 2095 nucleotides. RefSeq names its product interleukin 12B (gene IL12B). NCBI's taxonomy places the organism in Eukaryota, Metazoa, Chordata, Mammalia, Pilosa, Megalonychidae. Gene Ontology annotation, cellular component: external side of plasma membrane. Gene Ontology annotation, molecular function: cytokine receptor activity; protein binding. Gene Ontology annotation, biological process: cytokine-mediated signaling pathway; immunoglobulin mediated immune response. The record is from RefSeq and is a predicted model, not a curated record. The coding region runs from base 53 to 1039 and encodes 328 amino acids. The transcript is spliced from 8 exons.